This is a messenger RNA of Conger conger (European conger), 7498 nucleotides long. It is a transcript of the gene rabep1, whose product is annotated as rabaptin, RAB GTPase binding effector protein 1. The transcript is spliced from 18 exons. Lineage: Eukaryota; Metazoa; Chordata; Actinopteri; Anguilliformes; Congridae. Gene Ontology annotation, biological process: endocytosis. Gene Ontology annotation, molecular function: GTPase activator activity; growth factor activity. Gene Ontology annotation, cellular component: intracellular membrane-bounded organelle. The record is from RefSeq and is a predicted model, not a curated record. Bases 107 to 2683 code for a protein of 858 amino acids.
CUCCAAUGACGUUGGUAUCUGUUUCUCCCUGCUGCAGCUCCUUUUCCUUGGACACUCCUAGCGUUCUUCCACUGAGCCGGUUAUUGCAACCCACCCCCGGGAAACCAUGGCCGAGCAGGCCUCGGGAUCCGCCCUGCCGCCUCAGCAUGACGCAGGGGGACUGCAACAGCCCUUGUCUAUGUCUGACCAGGAGCGAGCUGACUUCACAAAGUUCAAGCAACAGAUGGAGAUGGAGUUUAACCAAAAGCGGGCUAAAUUCAAGGAGCUCUAUAUGUCAAAAGAAGAGGAGCUGAAGCGGCAGGGCGCCACUUUGGAGUCUGUCCAGUCGGAGCUGAGCCUGGUCCAGGCCCAGCUCACAGCCGCCCAAGGGGAAAUGGAGACCAUCAAGGCAGUGGCCAUGGUUUCGGAGAGCACCAAACAGGAAGCCAUUGACCAGGUGAAGGGCCAGUGGCAGGAGGAGGUGGCCUCACUACAGGCCAUCAUGAAAGACACCGUGCGGGAGUACGAGGUGCAGUUUCACCAGCGGCUGGAGCAGGAGCGGGCGCAGUGGGGCCAGUACCGUGAGGCCGUGGAGAGGGAGAUGGCCGACUUGAGGCGUCGCCUCUCCGAGGGCCAGGAGGAGGAGAACCUGGAGAACGACAUGAAGAAGGCUCAGGAGGAUGCAGAAAAGCUCCGGUCAGUGGUGAUGCCAAUGGAGCAUGAAAUUGCAGCGCUGAAAAGCAAGCUGACCGUUGCUGAAGACCGGGUGAAAGAACUGGAGGCAUCCAAGGUGAAGGAGCUCAAUCACGUCCUAGAGGCAGAAAAGUCCUGCCGCACUGACCUGGAAAUGUACGUGGCUGUCCUCAAUACCCAGAAGUCCGUUCUUCAGGAAGAUGCAGAGAAGCUGCGCAAAGAACUACACGAGGUGUGCCACCUGCUGGAGCUGGAGCGGCAGCAGCACAACCAGCUGAAGCACACCUGGCAGAGGGCCAACGACCAGUUCCUGGAGUCACAGAGGCUGCUGAUGAGGGACAUGCAGAGGAUCGAGAGCGUGCUGUCCUCAGAGCAGCUCCGUCAGGUGGAGGAGAUGAAGAAGAGGGACCAGGAGGAGGAUGAGAAGCAGCGAAUCAGCCUGGCCAAAGAGCUGAAGGAGGAUGACAGCACCGAACAGGGGGAGCCUGCCGAAGACUCGCUCCUGGGCCUGUCUACCGAUGAGGGCCACACAAACCACAGCAUGCACAGCUCCAUGCACUCCCUGGACGCCGACCUGGCCAGCGGGCCGGAGGGCUCGGAUCUCUACAAGGACGGACUCCGCAGGGUGCAGUCCACGGACAGCCUGGGCUCCUCUGGGGGCCUGCUGCAGCCCCGCGGCCUGGGCUACAACCACAAGGCCAAGUCGGCCAGCAACCUGGACGAGUCCGACUUCGGGCCGCUGGUGGGGGCGGAGUGCGGGGGCCCGGAGAACUUGGACACGGCCUCCAUCAGCUCCAUCCCGCUCUCCACGGGCCACUUCCUCCUCACCAAGGACCAGGAGAAGGCCAUCAAGGCCAUGACCCCCGAGCAGGAGGAGACCGCCUCCUUGCUCUCCAGCAUCUCCCAGGCCCCUGACUCGGCCUACCUGCCUCCCUCCGGGUACAGGCUGGUCAGUGAGUGUGAGUGGAACCUGCUGCAGCAAGAGGUGAAGAAUGCAGGGAGGAAGUUGGGCCGUCGUUGUGAUAUGUGCUCCAACUAUGAGAAACAGCUGCAGGUCAUCCAAGGCCAAGAGGCAGAGACACGCGAUCAGGUGAAGAAGCUGCAGGUGAUGUUACGACAGGCCAAUGAUCAGUUAGAGAGAACCAUUACUGAGAAACAGGAGCUGGAGGACUCUGUGAAACAAGGCAAUGAGGAAACCACUGCUAAGGUGACCACUCUGAUGCAGAAAGUCCAGGAGUCUGAGACUCUGCUCAGCACUCUCCAGCAGGCCUUCAGCCAAGCAAAGAGGAACACUCAGGAGCAGAUGGCAGUGCUGUUGCAGUCCAGGGAGCAGGUGGCCGAUGAGCUGAGCCGACUGCAGAGAGACAACGAGAGCUUGCAGGGGAAACACCGGCUGCAUCUGCAUCUGCAGCGACAAGAGGACUUCCAGAUGCCCUCCAGUGUACAGGAGCUGCAGGCUCUGGUGCUGGCCUACAGGGAGGACGUGGUGGCCGUGCGCACAGCGGCAGACCACCUGGAGGAGAAGCUGAAGGCGGAGAUCCUCUUCCUGAAGGAGCAGAUCCAGGCCGAGCAGUGCCUGAAGGACAACCUGGAGGACACGCUGCAGCUGGAGAUCGAAGGCUGCAAGGAGGAGAUCGCGUCGUUCUCCAGUCUGAAAACUGAGCUGGAGCGAGUGAAGACUGAAAAAGAGCAGUUGGAGCGCAGUUUGUCAGAAAAGACUCAGGCACUGGACAGCUUACAAGGUCUGAAGACCAGCCUGGAAGAGCAGCUGAAGGAGGCCACCUCUGCCAAGGCGGCGCUGGAGGCCCAGGCGUUUGACGAGAAGGACAAAGCGCAGAGGUUGCAGACGGAGCUGGACGUGAGCGAGCAGGUGCAAAGAGACUUUGUCAAGCUCUCGCAGACGCUCCAGGUCCAGUUGGAACGCAUCCGUCAAGCCGAGUCCUUGGAUCGAAUCCGCGCCAUCCUCAACGACACCAACCUGACUGACAUCAGCCAGCUUCCUGAGACAUGAUACCACCCUAAACUCCAGCCACCGCCCAGCCCAGCGCAGCCCAGCCCAGCCCAGCCCAGCCCAACCCAACCCAACCCAACCCAACCCAAGCCUGCCUGGCUGGCUUCCCCCUCUCCACGGAAUUAUGGUGCCCUUGUUCCCCAAGGGUCUUUAUACCCAUUCUGAGUGGCCUGGGAGGUAGGAUGGACUUUAUUUUUAAAACCCAAGAUUGCACAUGGAGGACUGAAACCAAAAAGAAAACCCACAUGUAAGAGAAACAGAAAAUGGCCUCCCUGUGUAGGAGUGCGUGGAGGCAUCCGAGGCAGGAUUCGUGAAGAACACUACCAGAGAUUUUGUAAAUAAUCAAAUGACUGUUGAGUCUUGAGGAGUGGAGAUGCCCGUGUGUCUGUCCUGUGUUUCUAAAUGUGAAACUGUCCUUUGGCCUGCCAGAAAGGGGUUGUGUGGUCUUUCUUUCUUCUGCAACUUCUCCUUCAGGUGAUCAGGCAUCAAAAGAAAUCCCCCUUUAUUUCUACCAUGUCACACACUUGACAAACUGGCUGAUAUUCUCUCUCUCUGUGGUUCUGUGACUCUUAACUCUCUACUUUCUCUGAAGGGCACGAGGCAAGAAACCAAUGAAGGAAUCACAGAACAUUUGUAUAUACAGAAUAUAUCUAUUGGACUGAUGAAGUAAUCUUUUAAAUGUACUCUUCCCUGGCCCUCAGUCAGUUUUUGUCAUGACCAGAACUGUGUUUUUAUUUUAUUUUUGCUGGUCCAUUAACCAUUUCACCCAGACCCCAUUGCGGUUAUAUUUUCUGACCUGCCACUGCUUCUCUUGAGCAUCUCAUACUCCCUGAUAAAAUUAUUCUCUGCAUCGGCCAACCUCUUUAAUUAAUAUAUGUGUCUGCUCAUGGUAUCAGUGGCAUAUUAUUAUUAAUGACUCAUCGGCUUUAGAUAGACCUAGGGAGAAAAAAGACUGGAGUUCUUGUUCUUAACAAAGAUGUUUCAUCAGUUAUGAGAAGCAUCUUUGGAGAGGUUUCCAGGUGGAACCUCAGCUUUUUCGAGCAUUGCCUUUUGGAUUAGACAAUUCAACACUGGUUGUUUUGGUUGAUUUCAGGCUAGGAUUCAUUUAGAUUUAAUUGGAUUUCUGAUUUAAACAUUUAAUGGUGAGUUCAUUUUUGCGACCAAGAACAUGGAAAAAAAGGCAGCAUUUUGAACAUGGAAGUAAAAAUCUUAAUUUCCCCAGUGUGAUUGGCUACCUUGAAAGACAGCACUUCGAUGAAUAGUCCUGAGUUCUAGCCUCAUUUCUGGUGAGCAUCUGUUAGUAUGAUGUGUACAUUUCUGCACAGUCAGUGAAAUAUCCUGUGCUUACAUUUCAUAUCCAGGGCUUGCAUUUAGCAAGUUCAUUUGAUGAAUUUAUUAUUUAGGUUUUUCUUUUCACAGCUUUGUCUUGGUUUUAAUUUUAACUUCCUAACUUGGCUCUUGGUUGGUGUCAGUCAUCAACACUGUCCUAUUAGCAACGCACACAAAGGUCCCUGUUGUGGCUUGUGGUUUUGGAACUGUGGGCAUAUAGCAUGAGACUGACAAGGCAAGAAGCCAGCUGAGCUUCACAGUGCACUACAAGGGUGUGGCGCGAUGACACAAUAAAAGGAAACUGAAGUACACAAGUAGGCGAAGCACUAAAAACAACCUUUUCACAGUGCUUAGGUGAGCAUUCCACCAAAAAGGCCAUUGGAUUGAUUUCUUGACUAAAAUGUAUUUACAUCCUCUGGGUUUACAGUUUAUGUCAUUCCCCAAAAAUGACUCCAUAUGGCGAAAGAGACUUCUAUUUCAGUUGAAUUUUAAAUUCUAGACGGCAGCCUCGUUCCAUAGUAUAACAACCCGACUUUCGUUGUUAAAUUGACAUUUAAUUGAACUGGUGGUAGGUUGUACGUGGAAAACACUAUCUAAAGCAGAAAUACCAAACGAUAAUUUGUAAACGGCUUUCACACUACUUCCAAGGAAGUCACUUCUGUGAGAAACUGCAGGAUAACAAGGUGGUUGUAGUUAUUUUCUGGCAAUAUCAAGUGACUUCUGCUUUCUGGCAGUCUACACAAUCUGGUUUUACUGCACAUGGAGAAGUCAUUCUCAAACUGGAUCCUUACAUUGCAAUUUCUAUAACAAGAUUAACUUAUCCAUUAUACACUUCACUCAAUUAGAAGUAGCCUGACCUAACUUACAACAGAAUUGAAGGUUGCUUCGGUGGUUCAAAAAGUGCUAACCAAGAAAAUUUAAGGCACACUUCCACACAGCUCUAUUCUUCCAGGCAAAUGUGGAAUGUUUUUUUCUUUUUUGUCCUUCGGUGGAGUGCUCGUUUUAUGCCACCCACUGGUGUACAUUUACCAAAAAAAAACAGGGUGAAGUGGUUAGUGGUGAGUGAACGUGUAAAUAAAAGUCACAUGAAAUGUAAAUAAUCAGUUUCAAAGUAACGUGUCGUCAAUUAGCUUUGGAACCAGUUUGAAACUGUUGGAAAUACAGAGAAUCUUAGGCCAACGUGCAUCUUUAUGCGCAAGUGGGGGUCGAACUGAAUAGUUUUAUGAGGAAAUGAUGGUUUGGUUAACAGUGGUAAAUGAAGACAGUACAUUGACCAGGAGUGCAGUGUGUCAAUCAAGGUUUAGUUUGCACUAAAUUAAAUUUGAAACAGACUUUUAACACAGUAAACCAUGGUUGAGCAUGAAGACGCAAUGGUAAAGAGCUUCUUUCACUUUAUAUCAGCUGCCUAAGACAGCUCCAACACUAUGUAUUUACAGUAGCUCCCUACAUAACCUGACCUUUGGAACCAUUUCUUAGUGUAAAAAUGCAAGUAUUACUGACAUGAGUUCAGGUGGUGAGAAUGUAAGCUUGUAAGGAUUUAACCAUAACCAAUGUUUGACAGGGAAGAUAUGGCUGAUAUUGGCUGAAGUGUUGGGACUUCUUUAUUUGGCUGAAUUUUUAUAGAACUUGCCAGACGCGACAGCAUGAUUCAUUAUUUUGCCUUGUGUCAAAAAUAACCUACAUAGGAAAAUGCUUCUUAAAAUAUUAUGCUGCUGCUCAUCCUUUUUCAGAAUUGAAUAUCCACCCCAUGUGUUUUGUACUCAGGAUAAUGGUGAUAAACUCAGUUAGCAUACCUGUUUAACUUGCAUGUCCUGGCCUAGAGCCUUAUUCACUAGAGGCCACUAGAUGUCCUGAGUGUAUAUGAAUAAUACUUCUGCUGUAGAAUGAUGUAUGCUGGGAAGUGUAUGAAACAAUGAGAAGAGUACUUUGGAAAAUGUUAAAGCAAGGCUGCAGCUUCACUCAAAAUGUAAAACAUACAUUUGCAGUGCCUAUUGUUGUAUGACUGGUGUCAGUAAUGGUUUAGAGGCUAAUCCUGGUCGAUUUAACUGUGUAUUCUACAUUUGAAUUUCAGAAUGACAAACUGCUGCUUAGAGGAGCUAUAAACAUUUGCUUUGUUUGUUUUACAUCAUGUUCAAGAGAACAGCAGCAUCCAUACUUUAGUACAUCAGUGCUGAUAGGCCAGUGUUUUCUCACUGAAAUCAGUCAAGUAUGCCCUGCUAAUCUUUGAAGUCAGGCAGAACUUAAAAUAAUCUCCCAGCACGUUUUGUGGAUUUUAGCAUCCAGUAGAGAAACUCAACCACAGGGACAAAGAGGGAAGAGUUAAAUUAGAUCUGGCAGGUGCAGCCAUGACACUCUUAAUCUACCCAUGCAGUAAAGGAGUGAACCAUGCAAUUAAAUGAUACUGGACAUGAUUUCUUAGUAAUACUUUUUUUUUUUUUUUUUAUAUAUAUAAGUGACUGACCAUAAUUAAGUACCAUGUGUUGAAAUGGCAUUCGUAUCCAUCAUACCCUGAGAUUAGUCAUUCGAUUAAAAUGGUGAGCUUGACUGUGAAACCAAUUGGAAAUGUGUCCCUCUCUCCUCUUAGAUAAAUACCAGUACAUAGAAUCGCAAAAAAAGGUCUAGGAUUCUGCAGACAUACGUAGGCCAGUUAAUUUCUUGGAAAGGGUGGGUGGGGGUCCUUCCUUUGUUAAAAGUGUUGCAUUUUGGUUUGUUUAAAUGUUUUUGUUAGUAAAAUUGAGAACUCCAUAGACUUGUUUUUAUUAUUGUUUGGUUCUUCAGUGGUGUAUAGUAGAACAGUGUGUAAAAGCUGAGGUUCCUGAACAUUCUUGGUCCCACAUGAUGAAAGAGCUUAAGAGGUGUCAUCUAAAAACAGUUCUGCCGGUCCUCACCCUAAACUGUGUAUCAUUUUGCAUUUCAAUUCCAAGGUGAAUGAUUUAAAGGACAAAAUUAAUAUGUUCAGAUUCAGCUGCUGGUAUGGGGUCUUUUUUUGGCGUGGAUAAUAAAUUGGCCUCUCUUUGCAGACAAUUUCUGGGCUGUUAUUGUAUAGACUUAAAUACGGUUGUUUCUCAAUUCCAAAUCAUACAGGAAAGAGAGCAUGCGUUACAAAAAGUGAAUUUAUCAAAUUGUAUUCAUUGGUAUUGUGUGCAAAACUCAUAUUUGUACCUUUGUUUUGAAGACUCAAACUGUCACUGUCCUGGUGCAUCUCAAGAAACCUUUAACCCUGAUUGUUUUUCCCCUCCCUGCCACUAUGAUGGGGUUGAACAAUGAUGCCUUGUGGCUGCGGUGAUAUCCAAACCAAGGGCAAAGCAACUGUCGUGACUAAUUUCCCUUUGAGUCGGUCACCCUGGCCUCAUUGUGAGGAAACUGCUUUAAGACCUGUCCACUUUUAUGUUUUGUCCACAUGCUUUUUUGCGGGACCCCUUUGCGAACUCAUACUGUACUGUGUACAUAUCUCUGUAUAUAUCUAAUAAACCAGAUUGUAAUUUA